AUGUUUCCCAUUCGUAAGAUCGUUCUGUUCAAGCACGGCGUUGGCUACUUCGAGCGUCAGAAGAAGGUCACCGGCGAAACAGAUGUGGACCUCUACUUCAAGACCAGCGAGAUGAACGACGUGCUCAAGUCGCUCACCGCUGUGGACAUCGGUGGCGGCAGCGUCGCCUCCAUUUCCUACCAGGCCAAGACGCCCGUCGAGAAGCAGCUCGAGCAGCUGUCGCUGCACCUCAACGACCCGCUCAACUCGCUCACCGAGCUCCUUCGCCAGGCGAUCGGUGCCGAGGUGGCGCUGACCCUCUUCGACGGCGGCGUGGUCGAGGGCACCGUGCUGGGCCUCGAAAAGGUGACCGUCGUGGAGACGGCCACGGAGGAGGGCAGCACCACCCCGACCAGCAAGGUCGUGGAGAAGGAGGUCCUCAACCUCCUCAUGGAAGACGACUCGAUUCAGGCCUUCCCCGUGCUCGAGCUCGAGAGCUUCGUGUUCAAGGACACGACGCUGAGGCACGACCUGCAGCACCUGCUUGACGUCCUCAUCAACGCCAAGAAGAAGGACCUCAAGAAGCUCACCGUCUUCGCCAAGGGCGAGGGCGAGCGCACGCUGGUGGCGUCGUACGUGAUUGAGGCACCGGUGUGGAAGACGUCGUACAGGCUGCUGCUCACGCCCGGCAAGAGCUUCCUCCAGGGCUGGGCGCUGAUCGAUAACACGCAGGACGAGGACUGGAACGGCGUGACCCUCACGCUGGUGAGCGGCAAGCCCAACGCCUUCACCCACGACCUCUACUCGCCGCGCUUCCGCCAGCGCCCCGUGCUCAAGGUCAACGAGGACGCGCCGCAGAAGCCGCCCAAGCUCGAGGACGUGCUGCCCUACCACUCAGAGUCGCUGCUCAAGGACGCGCCCGCCAUUCUCUCGUCGCUCUCCACCUCCGAGGCCCAGAUCGGCCAGGUGUCGUCGUCCAACUCGACCAAGUUCGUCGAGCCGCCGCGCCCGUCGUACUCGUCGAGCGCCGUUCCGCCCAAGCCCACCAUGCGCUCCGACACUGUGCGCAAGAUCAAGCCGGUCGACGUGUUCUCCUACGCCAUCGACAAGCCGGUGACGGUGAAGCGCGGCCAGUCGGCGCUGGUGCCCUUCCUGUCGGCCGAGUGCUCGGGCCUGUCGUGCUCGCUCUACAACGAGGGCGUCAACGCCAAGAACCCGCUCAUGGUGGUGCGCUUCAAGAACAACUUUGACGUGGCCCUCGACGGCGGUCCUAUGUCCAUCUUCGACGAGGAGACCUGCAUCGGCGAGGCCAUGCUCGAGACCACCCGCAAGGGCGAUGAGAAGUUCGUGCCAUUCGGAGUGGAAAUGAACGUGCUGGUGACGUCCAAGACCGACACGUCGUAUCGGAAUGUGCACAAGGUGACGGUGAACGACGGCCGACUCACCACCACGCGCUACCGCGUCUACGAGAAGGAGUACAAGUUCUCCAACAAGGGCUCCAAGGACAUCGCCGACAUGUUCCUCGAGCACCGCUUCUACAAGGGUGACUACGAGCUCACGGAGACCGACCAGCCGAUGAACAAGACGGAGAACUUCUACCGGUUCCACAUCAAGGUGGUGCACGGUGCCGAGACCCUCUUCACGGUGCGCGAGCGCAAGAUCGAGGACAGCGUGGUCGACUUCAGAUAUGUGAGCGCCGACCAAGUCAACAGCUACCAUGCCCUCAACUACAUUGACAGCAACAUCAAGGACAAGAUGGUGAAGGAUAUCAUCCCGCUCCGCGAGAAGAUCGCCAAGGAGAACUCGGUGAUCAACACCGAGGACAGCGAGCUCCGCACCGCCCUCAGCCGGGAGAACAGCGCCAGGUCCGAGGUCUACCGACUCAACAACCAGUCGGCUCCCCUUACCGAGCACCAGAAGGAGCAGCUCGACACCAACCUCAAGACGAUGAUGGAGAGGGAGGGCGAGAUCCGCAAGCUGAAGGCGUCGCUCAAGAAGAGGCGCGACGCCAACGAGGCCGACCAGACGGCGCUCGACCGCAAGUACGCCGAGCUCAAGUAUUCGGCCGAGCUCUUCCAGCCGCCCAAGGCCAUCCAGGUCCAGGCCUAA
Acanthamoeba castellanii str. Neff is the source of this 2088-nucleotide messenger RNA. RefSeq lists its product as uncharacterized. The record is from RefSeq and is a predicted model, not a curated record. The coding region runs from base 1 to 2088 and encodes 695 amino acids. The transcript has 10 exons. Lineage: Eukaryota; Discosea; Longamoebia; Acanthamoebidae.